AUAUCUUAUUGUUUCUGAGUUAAAUUAAUUCUCAUUCAACAAGACCAUGGAAGAAGACAAGAAGAAGGUCGGUGAAGAGAGGGAAUCAAGUGUUCGAUACAGAGGUGUGAGGAGGCGGCCAUGGGGGAAAUUUGCAGCUGAGAUUCGAGACUCAAACAGGCGUGGAGCACGUGUUUGGCUAGGAACUUUCGACACUGCAGAAGAGGCUGCGCGAGCUUAUGACAGAGCCGCCUUUGCAAUGAGGGGUGCCAAAGCCAUUCUCAACUUCCCUCAUGAACAUAUACAACCUAAUGCCAGUUCUCCUCCUUGUUCAUCAUCAUCUUCAUCUUCUUCAAAAGAACCAGGAAAAGAAGUUUUCGAGUUCGAGUGUUUGGAUGAUAAGCUACUAGAGGACCUUCUUGAUUUUGACAAGACAAGCAAGAAGAAGAAUGAAUCUUGAUAUUUUCACAGGUUCUUCUUCGUCCCCUGUAUUGAGCAUCAAUACAUCCUCUGUUUUGGG
Rubroshorea leprosula is the source of this 499-nucleotide messenger RNA. Lineage: Eukaryota; Viridiplantae; Streptophyta; Magnoliopsida; Malvales; Dipterocarpaceae. The record is from the annotation of a GenBank genome assembly.